Molecule: messenger RNA, 1380 nt
Organism: Drosophila ficusphila
Lineage: Eukaryota; Metazoa; Arthropoda; Insecta; Diptera; Drosophilidae
Gene: Mulk
Product: acylglycerol kinase, mitochondrial
Exons: 3
Coding region: 82-1305 (407 amino acids)
Biological process (GO): ceramide biosynthetic process; protein insertion into mitochondrial inner membrane
Cellular component (GO): mitochondrion; TIM22 mitochondrial import inner membrane insertion complex
Molecular function (GO): ceramide kinase activity; acylglycerol kinase activity; ATP-dependent diacylglycerol kinase activity
Source: RefSeq, a predicted model, not a curated record
GAAAUUCCCAUUCAGCUUUGAAACCAAACCAAUACAUGUGCAAUCAAAAUCAUUGGUCAAAAUAAAAGGCAGACAUUAAAUAUGAAUUAUUUAAGAGUUAUUCGGAAUAAUUGGAAAAAAUGCACGUUCGGGGCGGCCGUUGGCGUGUAUGCUUUACAAUCGCUGAAAACACACAUUGAGAUUGAGCAGUACAUGAGAGAAUUUACUUCUAAUAUUCAGACAAAUUGGGUAGCGGACCGACCAAAAAAAGUACUUGUGGUUAUGAAUCCGGUGGCCAAUAAAAAGAAAUCGGAGAAAUUUUUCAAAAACUACUGUGAGCCGGUUUUGCAUUUAGCUGGAUAUUCUAUAGAGAUAUUAAAAACUAAUCACAUUGGACAUGCCAAAACCUACGUAGAAGAGAUGGCUGUGCUGCCCGACGCGAUUGUCGUCGCCGGUGGCGAUGGAACUUCAUCGGAGGUGGUGACUGGGCUGAUGAGAAGGCGCGGAAAUCUAUGCCCGAUCACCAUCCUACCCUUGGGACGUUCCGUUCAAUCGGCAUCGAAGCGCAUCAAUGUUUUUGGAGUCAAGGACGUGACUUACGUCAAGAGUCUUUGCAAAGCACUGGAACCCAUGCUAAAGGAUGAAAGCCAUUUUCAAAGUGUGAUCCGCUUCGAUGUGAUUAACGAAGGGGAUGGUAGCGACAGCCAAUUGAAACCGAUCUUUGGCCUAAAUGGUCUCUCUUGGGGUCUACUCGAGGACAUCGAUUCGGGCAAGGAUAAGUACUGGUAUUUUGGGCCGCUGCGUCACUACGCUUCCGCCGCCUCCAAAUCGUUUGCGAACAACUGGAGCGUAAAGACCGAUUACGUCUAUACUCCUCCAUGUCCGGGAUGCAUUGACUGUGCCUCUACUCAGAGGCAAGAAGCACCUCUACCGUCGGGCUUGUUUACAAGAAACCUUUUCAAGUACCAGAAAAAUACGGGCGAGACAAAAAGAGCGCUUGUUAAGAACGAAAACUGCAGCAACAAGUUCGAGGGAAGCGUUGAGGCCAGUCAAAUUAAUAUCAAUUGUGUUCAAAAUAAGGAUAACUUCGCGGAGCUGGAGAGCCAGUUCAUAAGUUCAUUGCAGCCGGGCUGGGAUUUUAUUAAGCAAAUUCCACGAGUUACAUGCAGCAACAUCUCGCCCAGCUUAGUGGUGAAGAGUCGAACAAUUCAACUGCAUCCAGCCGACGAAACGACCGAAAAGUUUUACUCCAUAGACGGUGAGGAGUACGAUGCAAGACCCAUUAAGGUAUCUGUUGUUCCCAAUGCUAUUAAAGUUUUUUGUUGAAAUUUUAAACGUGUAUAUUAAUUAAAUCUUGAUUAAAUAGCGCUAUCAAUAUAGCAUAACACAUUCACAGCAAAA